AUGUCCGGCGCGCGUCUCGGCGCCGCCUUCCGGCAUGUACGUCUGCUGUUCCCAUCCGAUCAAGCCCGCCGCGCUGCGCAGCGAUUGCACAUCCGUCAGCCGCGCCUUGAGUCCUUCAAGAGCCGUUCCCAUGCUCGUUUUCACCUUUUCAUGUUGAUGGAGAAGCGACUAUCGUACCGCCUCGCGCCGGGUGUGGUCAACGCUUCUCAAGGAUUGCCAGGGC
Molecule: messenger RNA, 223 nt
Organism: Didymodactylos carnosus
Lineage: Eukaryota; Metazoa; Rotifera; Eurotatoria; Philodinida; Philodinidae
Source: the annotation of a GenBank genome assembly